CUGUCAGACAAGCGUGCAUGGUGAUAACACACACGCUUUGAGGUUAUAUCUCAAACACGCUUUAUUUUGCGACACUUUAUUUGUAAAUAAUGUCGUUCCGCGGUAGAGGUGGUGGCGGCGGCGGUCGAGGUGGUUACGGUGGCGGCGGCGGCGGCGGAGGAGGUCGAGGUUUCGGCGGACGGGGAGGCGGCGGCGGCCGAGGCGGCUUCGGCGGUCGCGGCGGUGGCCGGGGCGGACGAGGAGGCGGCGGCGGUGGCUUCAGACAGCAGGACCAAGGCCCUCCAGAGUCCGUCAUCCCCCUCGGACACUACGGCUGGACAGUACAAGACGACUUAGUGUGCAAGGUGGACAUAGAAGAUGUACCAUACUUCAACGCGCCCAUCUUCCUCGAAAACAAGGAACAGAUCGGUAAAAUUGACGAGAUAUUUGGCAACCUCCGUGACUACUUUGUGUCGGUUAAGAUGAGUGAUAACUUCAAAGCUAACAGUUUUAAAGAUGGACAGCAGUUUUACAUUGAUCCUGCAAAGUUGUUGCCUCUGAAGAGGUUCUUGCCACAGCCGCCUGGUGCGAAGAGGGGUGGCGGUCGCGGAGGCGGACGGGGAGGUCCUCGUGGUGGUCGUGGCGGCGGUGGGUUCGGCCGUGGUGGUGGUGGCGGCCGGGGCGGUGGUGGCGGCUUCGGUCGCGGCGGAGGCGGCCGCGGAGGCUUCGGCCGGGGUGGCGGUGGCGGCUACGGAGGCGGCGGCGGCUUCAACCGAGGAGGUGGCUUCAGAGGUGGACGAGGAGGCCGAUAGCCUUGUGGUGGUUAGACAAUGGAUAUGUGCAUUUAGAAAUAAGGACCUUAUGUUGUCUAUUGUUAAGGUUGACCUGUAAAGGAAUGUAUGAAAAAGAUGAGUAUAACUUGGUGGAUAUAUCUGUUAAUGUUUGAUUAAGCUGGCACUACUUUGACCUCAGUAAUGUGCAGCAAGAUAUCAGCAGCUUCCAGUCUUUUGUAAUGUGUGAUGUAUAAAAAAAUGUGGGAUACAAGAUAUCCCAACAAAAAGUAAUAAUAGUAAGCUUGUAAGUGCUGUUUUUCUUCAUACCCAACAGAAUACCUCUUAAAAGAUAUGUGCGUGCCUUGUUUGUAAGGUUUAGAAAUAAGUUCCAAAUGUUAUAACUUGAAUAUGAUUUCAAACAGCAGCUUAGAGGAUAUAAACAUUAGAACUAUUGAUAAAUAUAGAAUCCACAUUCAUAAAAAAUUCACUAAGCAAUAAUACUUUAUACAAUGCAGAAUUAUAACUAUUGUUAUUACUUGACAGACAGAAAAACCUUGAAUAAAAGCAAUGUAUAAAAUUAAAGUUAAUUAAAAAUAAAAGGUAUAUUUUAAGA
Helicoverpa zea (corn earworm) is the source of this 1365-nucleotide messenger RNA. It is a transcript of the gene Gar1, whose product is annotated as probable H/ACA ribonucleoprotein complex subunit 1. The coding region runs from base 90 to 791 and encodes 233 amino acids. Gene Ontology annotation, biological process: ribosome biogenesis; snoRNA guided rRNA pseudouridine synthesis. The record is from RefSeq and is a predicted model, not a curated record. The transcript has a single exon. Gene Ontology annotation, molecular function: box H/ACA snoRNA binding. Lineage: Eukaryota; Metazoa; Arthropoda; Insecta; Lepidoptera; Noctuidae. Gene Ontology annotation, cellular component: box H/ACA snoRNP complex.